CUUCCAUUCUCAAAAGUCUUUUAACAGAUCUCUCUAAUAUUCAUCUUUUGAAAAUGGGAAAUGCAUCAAUCACUCUAUGCUUUAAUCAAAACACAAAUUUAUCGUCGUCGUCUUCUUCAGUUAAGCUCAUUUUUUGGGAAGGAACGUCAAGAUCACUGAAAGGAAAACAUAUAGCUGGCGAAAUAAUGUUCGAAUUCCCAGAAAUGAUGGUUUGUCAUGCAGAUUCUUUCUUCAUAGGACAUCCAAUUCCAGUUUUAUCAAUAGAUGAUGAACUUAUGCUUGGUCAAACUUACUUUAUUCUACCUAUUGACCGUUUUGCUAUUGACACCCUCUCUGUUUCUUCAAUCUCAGCUUUUGGAUCUAACCCUAAUAAAUCUCCUAUUAAAUUUGGGAAGUGCCCUUUUGAGUAUUUAAAAGGUUCUAAUGGAAGAGUUGUUAUUAAGGUUAUGCCUGAAUUUAUUACUAAUCUUAUCUAUGGUGAUAAAGAAAUGAAUAAUGAUGGAACACCUUAUAGCAACGGUUUUCUUUGUAGUACUCCUGAGUUGAAAAAACAUUAUGAACAACUUGUGAAAUCUAAGGAUCAAGUUUGGUCUCCUAAGCUUGAAACUAUUACGGAAUAUAAGGUUAGAUUUUCACCAUGUAGGUUCAUAGAAUGGAAAGAAAAAGAGAAGCCAAUGGAAUUGUUUACUAAUAGAAUGUAAUAAUAUUCAUGUAAUUUUAAUUUUGAUGCUACUAAUUGUUAAUAGUUAAUUAUAUAGUUGAAAUGUAUACAUUGAUUAUUUAUAUAUA
This is a messenger RNA of Trifolium pratense (red clover), 789 nucleotides long. RefSeq lists its product as uncharacterized. The coding region runs from base 54 to 701 and encodes 215 amino acids. The transcript has a single exon. The record is from RefSeq and is a predicted model, not a curated record. NCBI's taxonomy places the organism in Eukaryota, Viridiplantae, Streptophyta, Magnoliopsida, Fabales, Fabaceae.